Messenger RNA from Pelobates fuscus (common spadefoot toad), 5632 nucleotides. It is a transcript of the gene PDCD11, whose product is annotated as programmed cell death 11. Gene Ontology annotation, molecular function: protein binding; RNA binding. The transcript has 36 exons. Bases 104 to 5509 code for a protein of 1801 amino acids. Gene Ontology annotation, cellular component: nucleus; nucleolus; small-subunit processome. The record is from RefSeq and is a predicted model, not a curated record. Gene Ontology annotation, biological process: rRNA processing. Lineage: Eukaryota; Metazoa; Chordata; Amphibia; Anura; Pelobatidae.
UUUCAGCUUCCGGGUUAUGUGCAUGCUGGGCCACACGUGGGUAUGAGAUCAGGAUUAUAACAGCCAGUCCCACAGACACCUAAAGAGAAAAAACACAGAAGCCAUGGAAGAAAGCUUUCCUCGUGGAGGUACCCAGUCUAAGUCGGCCCAACCAAAGAUUAAAAAGAGGCCCCAGGAAAAUGAUAACCUGUUCUCUACCCAUCAUGAGGAAGAUGACAAUGAACCAAUCAGGAAGAAAAAGAAGACCAAUCUGGUCAGAGAGAAACCAAAGUUUAUUCGUCAGGAAAAGCGGAAAACACCUGUUUCAAAGGAGCAACCUGUGGAUAUCCUGAGGUUUAAGAAUCUCAAGGUUGGCAUGCUGUUGCUGGGAUGUGUAAAAGAAGUUAAAGACUUUGAAAUGGCUAUCAGUCUGCCAUAUGGAAUGACGGGAUAUGCCCAUGCAACACAUAUUUGCGAGGCAUACUCUAAAAUUCUAAGUGAGCAGGCAGAAAAAGAUGUCCCUUUGGAGGCACUUGCGCCCCUGCCUGAUCUGUACUGUCCUGGGAUGCUGGUAAGAUGUGCCGUCAGUAGUUUGGAAUCUACAUCUCGUGGUUUUCAAAGCAUCAAACUAUCCAUCAAUCCGCAGGAUGUCAACAAACUCCUCGCUGACGCAUCUUUGCGACCGGGAAUGCUGCUUUCAGGGUGUGUAUCCAGUAUAGAAGAUCAUGGGUAUAUCAUUGACUUAGGAGUCGCUGGAACUAAAGCCUUCCUGCCCCGUCAAAAAGCUCAAGUAUAUUUAAAACAGACAAAUAAAUCGACAUCUCUGAAGGUGGGACAGUAUCUGAACUGCGUGAUUGAAGAAGUGAAGAAUGAUGGGAGGAUUGUGCGUCUGUCGAUCACGCAGCCUGAUGUCGCUGCAGCUGUUGCAACAGAGCAACAGAACUGGUCUCUUAAUAAUUUGUUGCCAGGGUUGAUUGUUAAAGCCACUAUUAAGAAGGUGUCAAAUGACAAAAUCACCUUGUCCUUCCUUUCAUCCUUUACUUCGACAGUAGAUUUCUUACACUUUGAACCCAAAAAAAGCAGUGAAUACAGUGUUAACCAGGAGGUCAAAGCUUGUAUCUUGUGGGUCGAUCCCUCUUCAAAGAACAUCCGUCUGACGCUUCGCCAAUCAUUGAUCCAGCCGGGCACCUUACUACGCCAGCUCUCCAGCAGUCUGACUGGUUCUGUGUUGGAGAACUGCACUGUGAAAGCCUUGUUUAAGUCCGUGGGAGCAUUACUUGAACUCAAUGGCGACACUAUGGGGUUUGCCUUCAAACACCAACUUCUUUCAAAAGAAGAAGAAUCCAAGGGUCUUGGAAAGUUCAAGCAGGGCACCAGCCACACGGUGCGUGUCCUUGAGUUUAGCCCCAUGGAUGAGACCAUCUUCGUCUCUUUAAAGCCGGGCAUCAUUGGCGGACUGUACCUGACGCACAAUGAAAUAAAGGCUGGACAGCUGUUGGAGGGGGAUGUGGUGAAUAUUGAGCCUGUAGGCAUGGAAGUGAGAAUCACCAGUUACAUCUCUGGCCUCGUACCUCGUCUCCACUUGGCCGACGUCCAGCUACACCAGCCAGAACUAAAAUACAAGAAAGGACUCAAAAUUAAAUGCAGGGUCCUGACUAUUGUUCCAUCUGCCAAGAAACUUAUCUUAACACGGAAGAGGACUCUAAUAAAUUCCAAGUUGCCAAUCAUUGCCAGUUAUCAGGAUGCACAACCCGGUCUGGUCACUCACGGCGUCAUUGCAGCAAUCAAGAAUUAUGGCUGCAUUAUUAAAUUCUACAAUGAAGUUCAAGGGCUGGCUCUAAGGCGGGAGUUGAGCUCUGAGCACAUUCAGAAUUUAGAAGAAGUCUUCUAUAAAGGACAGGUGGUCAAAGUACGGGUGGUGAGUUGCGACAUGGAAAAAGAGCGAAUGCAAGUGUCCUUCAAAAUAAUAGAAGAGGAAGAGGAGGAGGAUGAGCAGAAUUCAGAAAAGCGGCUUCAGAACAGAAACGCAGCAAGCAUAGAAAUUGGGAAGAUGGUUGACAUAAAAAUUGUCCAGAAGACUGAGAAGGGAUUGAAAGUUGUAACUCUUCCAGAGAAAAAAAACGCUUUCCUUCCUAAAAUGCACCUUUCUGAUAUUAUUGGAAACUGUGAGCUAUUUUGGCACGGCCUGGAGGAGGGAGACCAGCUCCAUGGGGCGAUGUAUCUCAGCAAAGUCAAAGGAGAGAUUAUAUUGACUAGAAAGCCUGCCCUGAUUUCGUCUUUGGUGGAUGGCGAGUGUGUGAAAGACAUCUCUGAACUACAGAUCGGAAUGAUUCUCACUGGAUUCGUCAAUACCAUAAUGUCAUAUGGAGUAUUCGUGGCAUUCCCAUAUGGUCUGGUUGGAUUAGCACCCAGAGCUGCGCUAUGCGACCAGUUUGUGACUGAAAUUGGUGACCAUUUUGCGGAAGGCCAGACUGUGACUGCUAAGGUCACCGAGAUCAACGAAGCUAAGAAACGCUUCCUACUGACUCUGAAGAUGUCUGACUGCGCACCAGACGACUGCUCAGCAGAGAGCUUCGCUCGACUCAGCCAAUGUUUACAAGAACACCAACUCCUAAGGGAUCUGAUUAACAGCCGAGACUCAGAGGACGAUGGACAUAUCACCACGCUAGUCCCAGGAAGAAAACUUAGCUUGGUGGUUGGGGAUGUUCAAGAAGAUGGGUCGUUCCUGUUCAGUGUUGACCAGAUCCCUGGAGCGAAGCAAGUGUCUGCUGCCCAGUGUAACCUUGGAGAUCAAAAUAUAGUUAGUGGCCAGAAAGUGAAAGCUGUGGUUCUGCACGUUGAUGCUGUGAAAUUCCAUGUCCACGUCUCUCUAGAUAAGCUGCUGAUGGCCAACAAGAAAGAGAGACUCAAAGAAAAUUCCACUUUUUCUGCCAUUGUGCAACACAUAGCAGAUGAAUUUGCUGUUGUCUCACUGGAUGGCACUGGUCACCUAGCAGCUGUUCCUCUGUCUUCUCACAUUAACGACACCUUCCGCCCUUCUUCGCCAAAACUCCAAUUGGGUCAAACAGUCUCCCUAACGCUAAAAACAGCAUGUGCGGAAGAGCACGGACUUUUGCUGGCCAUACAGAAUGUUUCUACCAAGAAUCACAGGAAGUCAGAACAAAAAGCAAAAAAGACAGCGGUGAAGAUGGCAGCAAGCUGGGAGAUAGGAGAGGUUGUCACGGGAACUGUGAAAACGGUGAAGCCAACCAGCGUCAUUGUCUCCAUUUAUGAUAAUUUGGUUGGAUUUAUUCACGUGUCUCAGAUAGCAGAAGAUGUUACGGUUGGUUCUUACCCAACAGCAACGUUGAAGCCAAACCAGAGCAUCUCUUGUCGAAUCAUUGGAGGCCGAGAUAUAAAAUCACACCGAUUCCUGCCAAUCACUCAUCCGAAUUUGAAGCUGUCUUUCCCUGAGCUGAGCAUCCUGCCCAGUGUAAUGGACAAGGAUCACAAAGUUCCUCCACCAAAGGACAUGAAUACGUAUAUUCCCGGCCAGACUAUUACAUGCUUUGUAGUGAAGUAUGAUGAGGAGAACAAAGUUUUGGAUGUAGAGGUCACGGAGGACAUUCGAGGGCGAAUUGAACAUCUGCUUGUUUGUCAGUCUCUAAAAGUUUUAAAGCGUCCAGACAAACAUUUCCGACCGGGGCAGGCCUUGUCUGCUACAAUAAUUAAAGGCAUCUCUUCUGGAAGAUUACUCCACUUAUCACUCACAGGCACCCCCGAAUUUAAGGAAGGUGAAGUUGUUUUUGGCUCUGUACAGAACGCCGUGCCCGGGUCAGGUUUGAUUGUAUCCCUUCCAUUUGGAAAGACCGGAAAAGUUGAUCUUACUCAAAUAAGUGACUGUUUUGCUGAUGUUUCAUUGGAAAACUUUACGCCUGGGAAAAUUGUCAGGUGUUACGUACUCUCUAUUUCACCUGCGAUCCAGCUUUCUCUCCGGCAGUCUAGGGUAAAUCCCAAAGGAAAAAUCAACGUGAAAGACCCUGAAAUCACUUCGGUUGAAAGCCUUGAAGACGGGCAGCUGGUUAAUGGCUUUGUUGAAAAAAUAAAUGAGAGAGGCAUAUUUUUUAGGUUAUCAAGCUCUGUUGUUGGCCAUAUCCAGUUUAAGAAUGUAACCAGUUAUUAUGUUGAAAACCAUACAGUAUACAAAAAACAUAUACCAGAAGGAAAACUGCUUACAGUCAAAGUUCUCAGCAAAGACACCAAGGAGAAUCACGUACAGCUCUCCCUUCUCCCGGUAGACACUGGGAAGCCGUAUGUUAUUCCAGAGUCUGCCGGCCUCAAACAAAAGAAAAGCAAGAAAAGGAAACAAACCGCCUCAGAGGGUGACACCAAGGUCGAUACCAAAAAGAAGAAAUCGAACCAAGAGAAAACAGAAGAUGAAGAUAGUGGAGUGGAGGUAUUGCCUCAAGAAAGCAAGACUAAAGAAAAACCUAAGAAGAAGGGUGACACUAAACCUAUCACAAGGCUGCAAGUCCCCGCCAGCUUUUCCUGGGACGUUAGUGUGGAAACCCUAAAAACAUCCUUAGUUGAUGCCCAAGAGAGCAGCUCAGACAGUGAGGACGAGGAGGAACAGCGACCAAAGACUAAGAAAACAAAGAAAGAGAAGGAAACAGAGAAGAAAGCAGCUGAAAAGGAGCUUUCUAAGAUAGAAGCCACCCUUCUGGAUCCCAAACGGCAGCCUCAGUCCGCCGACGACUUUGACCGACUCGUUAUUAGUUCCCCCAACAGUUCCAUUCUCUGGCUUCAGUACAUGGCCUUUCACCUCCACGCUACAGAGAUCGAGAAAGCACGAGCUGUGGCUGAAAGGGCUCUGAAAACAAUAUCUUUUAGGGAAGAACAGGAGAAGCUCAAUGUUUGGGUUGCGUUAUUAAACUUGGAGAACAUGUAUGGGGCAGAGGACACUCUACUGAAGGCUUUUGAACGAGCCGUCCAGUAUAACGAGCCUCUUAAAGUGUUCUUACAGCUGGCUGAUAUCUACAUCAAGUCUGAAAAGUUUAAGGAAGCGGAAAAUUUGUUUAAUACUAUGCUGAAACGGUUCCGCCAGGAAAAUACAGUAUGGUUGAAAUAUGCUACAUUCCUCCUAAAACAAGGGCAGGGGGAAGCUACACACAGGUUAUUGCAAAGAGCCUUGAAAUGUCUCCCAGAAAAAGAACAUAUUGAUGUCAUUUCAAAGUUUGCACAGCUUGAAUUCCAUCUUGGUGACGCAGAGCGCGGUAAAGCCUUGUUUGAGAGCACGCUGAGCAAUUAUCCAAAGCGAACAGACCUGUGGUCCGUUUACAUAGACCUGAUGAUGAAACAUGGCCUCCAAAAGGAAGUGCGAGCUAUUUUUGAGCGUGUCAUUAAUCUGAGCUUAGCUGCCAAGAGAAUCAAAUUCUUCUUCAAACGCUACCUGGAAUACGAGAAGAAACACGGCACCGCAGAGAACGUCCAGGCAGUGAAAGAGAAGGCUCUUAAAUACGUGGAGUCCAAAAGUUCUUUGACAAACACAUAAUACUUUGUGUCAACUGGGACUUGUGUUAAUGGCGGUGUAUAUAUGGCAUAUCUGCCGGGAGAGACUUCUUUCCGUUGUGUGUGUGAUCACACAGUUUGUCAUCUGAAAGCUUCUCCACGGGUU